This is a messenger RNA of Lathyrus sativus (Indian pea), 645 nucleotides long. The record is from the annotation of a GenBank genome assembly. NCBI's taxonomy places the organism in Eukaryota, Viridiplantae, Streptophyta, Magnoliopsida, Fabales, Fabaceae.
AUGUCUGCUACGAAAGCAGCGUCAAGGAAACGGGAAUCCGAACUCGAUCGCACCAAAACUGACAAGAAGAGCCGAUCAGAUAAACAAAAUUUCGAUCUCGAUUUGGAUUUUGAUAUCUCUGAUGAUCUUAAAGGAAUCGUGUCGGCCUUGAACCUGAUAAGAGAUAAGGCGCAGAAGGACGGCCAGAAGAAGAACGAAGAGACUAUUUCUAGUGUUGCCUCUGAGAUUAAGUCUACUAUUGAGGGAUUGAGGACCAAAUUUGAGAAGGAAAGGCAAACAUUUGCUAAGGCGCUUUCAAAGAGUUCCAAAGAGUUUGAAAGUUCUUUGAAGAACGAAACUACUAAGUUUCAAGCACUUCAUGAGAAUUUUUACAAAGAGAAAGCCUCUUCUCUUCAGGCCUUUCAAGAUAUUAUUUCCAAAUUUGAAGAAGAAAAGGAAAAGCUAUUCUUGAGAUAUGAGCAACUGAGGAAGAAGGAAAAAGCUAUGAUAUCAGAACAAGAGAAAUCCUGUAAUGAUAAAAUUACCCAACUUGAAGGGUCACUCAAAAAGAAGAAAAAGGAUGAUAAAACUUUCAGCAUGCUAAGGAAAACUCUUGGUUCAUUCUUGGAGAGUACCUCGGAUGAUGAUUUCCCACCUGAUGACUGA